GCUGCCACGGUUAACAACGUCUCUUCGAUUACCAGUUUUGCGCAGAAAGUGCGAGUGCAAGCAAGAAAAAAAGUGCAGGCAAAUAGAAAACAAGACAAAAGGAAAAUAUUUAUCCUUGAUUGACGCUCGCUUAAGAACGUGCGUUUGUGUGUGUGUGCGCUCGCGUCCCUGCUGUUAGCUGUUGAUUUCGUGGAGUGUCCUGUAAAAUGCUGAAAUUUAUCUUACUGUGUUUUGCUUGUUUGCUAACCUUGGCAACAGCUUUAAAAAUACACGAUUUCGAACAUCACGAGUACGAGCACCAUAAGGAACCUGAACAAUCGGAACACCAUCAUGAAGUGGAGCACAAACAUGCCACUUCACAUCAGAGUGUCAAAUUUCAUCAUUUCCAUCCGGUACCGGUCUAUAUCAAGGACAAGCACUUGCUCAAGAAUCCCAUCGAAAUUGGCGGUACCAAGCAGAAAUUGAAAAUUUUACAUCCCGAAACUGAGCACAGCCACAAUCAUGGUUUGGUCUUGGAAGAAGAAAGCGAGUCACAUAUCCAUGAGCAUGGACAUCAUGAACCACAUCUGGAGCACUACGAACACUAUCAUCACGAAUAAGUGCUGUGGUUAACAAGCCAGAAAGACAUAAAAAGAGACGGAGUGAGAGAAUCGAGUUGAGCUGAAAAAGAAAAACUGAAAAUCGCGGUCAUUUGUCUGUAGUGAUCUAAAAUUGGUAGCUUGACUAUGCUUUCCAUAGCGGUGCUGCCAAAUUUUUUGUUUAAUGUUGUGGUUCAUUUUUUCAUUUUCACUUUUUUAUACAACGGUCACACUCACUGCAAAUGGAGCGCAUUCACUAAUUAUUUUAG
This is a messenger RNA of Bactrocera latifrons, 847 nucleotides long. Its product is annotated as histidine-rich glycoprotein. Lineage: Eukaryota; Metazoa; Arthropoda; Insecta; Diptera; Tephritidae. The record is from RefSeq and is a predicted model, not a curated record. The transcript is spliced from 2 exons. Bases 207 to 599 code for a protein of 130 amino acids.